Molecule: messenger RNA, 1979 nt
Organism: Lacerta agilis (Sand lizard)
Lineage: Eukaryota; Metazoa; Chordata; Lepidosauria; Squamata; Lacertidae
Gene: RGS6
Product: regulator of G protein signaling 6
Biological process (GO): regulation of G protein-coupled receptor signaling pathway; G protein-coupled receptor signaling pathway; intracellular signal transduction
Molecular function (GO): GTPase activator activity
Source: RefSeq, a predicted model, not a curated record
CCCGCCGCCGCCGCCCGGCCUCGAGCGUAGCAAGACGGCGAGGGAAAAGAGCGUGUGCCAAAGCCGCGGGGAAGGCGAGAGAAGGAGGCGCGCGCGGAGGGGAAAUGCAGCGACGGGGAGGCGUGAGCCGCCGAGCAUGUUGAGCUGGGCUCCGCCGCUCCUUCUGGGUCCAUCUUCGCCAGCGGCGCUGCCAACCCUCCCUCGACCCCUUUGGCAGCCGGUAGGCGCCCUCCUGAAGACGACGACGUCUAAGAUACCCUGAAAGGCGGCGGGAGAAAGAGAGAUCCAGAUCCCUUAGGAAGCCGCCUCCCCCCCCCCCUCCACUUCGGCUUCAAAAUGAAUCAGGUUGCUCCCUGCCGCCAAGGGGAAAUUUAAAAGCCGAAGGCGACCCGCAGCAGAUCCUUGGUUGCUAAGCCUGGGUGAGAAGAAGGCAGUUCAUAAUGGCCCAGGGAUCCAGUGACAUGGAAACAGCUGAUCAAGAGGAGAGCUCUCCAAAUAUGAUUGUUUACAGAAAAAUUGAAGAUAUCAUUACAAGAAUGCAAGAUGACAAAACAGGUGGUGUGCCCAUCCGAACAGUCAAGAGCUUUCUGUCAAAAAUCCCCAGUGUUGUCACAGGGACUGACAUAGUGCAGUGGCUCAUGAAGAAUCUCACCAUUGAAGACCCAGCUGAAGCAAUACAUAUGGGAAGCCUCAUUGCAGCACAGGGAUAUAUUUUCCCAAUCUCAGAUCAUGUACUUACUUUGAAGGAUGAUGGGACUUUCUAUCGCUUUCAGGCUCCAUAUUUUUGGCCUUCAAAUUGUUGGGAACCAGAAAACACAGACUAUGCCAUCUAUCUUUGCAAGAGGACCAUGCAGAACAAAGCAAGGCUGGAGCUGGCGGAUUAUGAAGCCGAGAACUUGGCAAGACUUCAGAGAGCUUUUGCAAGAAAGUGGGAAUUCAUCUUUAUGCAAGCUGAAGCUCAAGUGAAAAUUGACAGGAAAAAGGAUAAAACGGAAAGGAAAAUUUUGGAUAGUCAAGAAAGCUUCUGGGAUGUCCAUAGGCCAGUGCCGGGCUGCGUGAACACAACGGAGAUGGACAUCAGAAAGUGUCGGCGUAUGAAAAAUCCACAGAGGGUCAAAAAGUCAGUAUAUGGAGUUACAGAAGACAGUCAGUCCCAAAGUCCUGUACAUAUGCCCUCCCAACCAGCUCGGAAAACAACAAAAGAUGAUGUCCGGAAGCAAAUAACAUUUCUGAACGUGCAGAUAGACAGACACUGUUUAAAAAUGUCUAAAGUAGCAGAAAGCUUUAAUUACUAUUCAGAUCAGUACAUUGACUAUGACCCUUUUCUAACUCCUGCUGAACCUUCCAAUCCCUGGAUAAAUGAUGAUGCUAUAUUUUGGGACUUAGAAACAAGCAAGGAGCCUUCUCAGCACCGGGUCAAAAGAUGGGGCUUCUGUAUAGAUGAGGUGUUGAAAGAUCCCGUUGGGCGCGACCAGUUCUUCGGUUUUGAAUCGGAAUUCAGUUCUGAAAACCUCAGGUUUUGGUUGGCUGUCCAAGACCUGAAAAAACAACCAUUGCAAGAUGUAGCUACCAGAGUGGAAGAUAUCUGGCAAGAGUUCCUCGCUCCUGGGGCCCAGAGUGCCAUCAACCUGGACUCUCACAGCUAUGAGAUAACAAGCCAAAAUGUCAAAGACCCAGGGAGGUACACAUAUGAAGAUGCACAGGAACACAUUUACAAGCUGAUGAAGAGCGACAGCUAUGCACGUUUCCUCCGUUCUAACGCUUACCAAGACUUGUUGCUGGCAAAGAAGAAGCCCGAGAAUGAGCAAGGUCGUAGAACUUCUCUAGAAAAGUUCACUCGCAGCGUGCAAAGAAGCAGAUUCAGAAAUGGGUUCCAGAAACCAAACUGCUUUUCAUGCACGCACAGAAAAAAAGAGUAUUUUUUUUUCUAAGCUCGGUUAGUACUGUAGUGACUAUGACAUUAAGAACAUAGAUGCUGA